CUUUCCUUGAUUAGUAUUGAGAAGAGGGGGAGUUUUAGAGAUGGCCCACCACAUUCUCUUCUUGGGUUUUUUAGCUCUCAGUUGCUCUCUUGCCUUAGCCUCAAGCCCUUUGCAGGAUUUCUGUGUGGCCAAGCCCAACAGUCAAGUGUUGGUUAAUGGAUUAGCCUGUGAGGACCCAAAGCUCGCUCAAGCCGACGAUUUCUUCUUCACUGGGCUCCACAAACCAGGCAACACAUCAAACUUCCUUGGAUCGGCAGUCACUCCCGUCUUCGCAGCCCAUUUACCUGGACUUAACACGCUCGGCAUCUCAAUGGUUCGCAUAGACUAUGCACCAUGGGGCCUCAUUUCGCCCCACACUCACCCGCGGGCCACCGAGAUCCUAACGGUUGUGGAGGGCACCAUCUAUGCCGGCUUCGUCACGUCCAACCCCGACAACCGUCUGAUUGCGAAGGUCCUCCAAAAGGGUGAUGUGUUUGUCUUCCCAGAGGGACUCAUUCACUUCCAGCGUAACAUCGGGUAUGGGAGUGCCGUUGCGAUCGCGGCCCUCAGCAGCGAAAACCCAGGUGUGAUCACCAUCGCUAAUUCUGUCUUCGGAUCGAAUGGGCCCAUUUCGACUGAGGUCCUUACCAAGGCCUUCCAGCUGGACAAGGAUGCAGUGGAUUACCUCCAGUCCAAGUUCUAAAAACCUACAGUUCUCAUUUGUUGUAUCAUUGGUUCCUUUUGCUUUGGUGUUGUUUGGAGUUCAAUGAGUGUUGUUUUAGAUCUUGGAAGACUUGAGAAGAAUCCUAAUAUGUGUGUGAUUGUAUUCUCUUAAUUUGUAAAAGCCAUUCAA
This is a messenger RNA of Magnolia sinica, 832 nucleotides long. RefSeq names its product putative germin-like protein 2-1. The record is from RefSeq and is a predicted model, not a curated record. Gene Ontology annotation, cellular component: cell wall. Gene Ontology annotation, molecular function: manganese ion binding. NCBI's taxonomy places the organism in Eukaryota, Viridiplantae, Streptophyta, Magnoliopsida, Magnoliales, Magnoliaceae. The coding region runs from base 41 to 682 and encodes 213 amino acids. The transcript has 2 exons.